This is a messenger RNA of Mizuhopecten yessoensis (Yesso scallop), 3650 nucleotides long. RefSeq names its product protein FAM124A-like. The record is from RefSeq and is a predicted model, not a curated record. NCBI's taxonomy places the organism in Eukaryota, Metazoa, Mollusca, Bivalvia, Pectinida, Pectinidae. The transcript has a single exon. Bases 564 to 1724 code for a protein of 386 amino acids.
AGUGUGUAAUUGUUAGGUAUACUCCCGCCCAUCAGCCAAUCAAAUGACAAUGCCAAUCGGGUCACCAAAGGUCAAUGGAAUGUACUCAUGCGAUGAGAAUAGGUUUGUCUGAACAGUUAUAAUACGUUAAAGAAACGCACAUGGCAAACUGGCAGAGUUAUCGGUGUGGGGGUAACGGAACAUCGGAGACACAGUCAUUUUAACAAAUUCCAAUCAUUUCAACGACGGCCACAGACAACAGGCAUGCCUUAUUACCAAUCAUGUAGGAGAAUUAUCGAUACGGAUUAAUUACGAAGCUUUCCGGAUUUAAUAUAAACAGAUAUUGAUUAGCGUCUGGGUUGUAUCACAUAUACAGUUACUGGUUACGCUUGUCUGCUUUUACAUUACGCUCUGGUGUAAGCACUGUAACCUGUAAACUAGUGUACGAGACUAAUGCUUGUGUUUCCCCGUGCUUCAUAACUUCCUUUGCGAGGUCGCCUCCGAGUCGGUGAAUGACGAUGUGCCUCUGUGUGACAGUGUUAUUUUUACUGUGUUAGUGGUACGUAUUGGAAAGUAUAUAUACCAUGGAGAUGGAUUAUCAUCAAAAUCCAUAUAAAUGUAGACUAAAUAUUUCUGUGCCACCUGGAAAGGAAGGACGAUUUAAGAAAAUUGUCUCGCCAUUGAUGAAAUGGAUCGAUCCAUCUUUCCAAAUGUUACAAAUUGCAAAUGACAAUGCAGCUGAAUGGAAGAUUCGGACUAACAAAAAUCAAACGCGUCCGUCACAUUGCGAGGAAAAUAUUGUAAUGGUCCCUUCUAUUAGCAUUAUGCUAUUCCUAUAUGAGCACGGUUCAAUGUCGGCAGCGGACGUGCAAAAAUGUCUGAAGACAAAACCUUGGAAGUUUCACCACAAAGUGGAGUUACACAGCAAAUGGACACCGGACAGGGCCGUGGCCGCCCAGGAGUUUUACGGGCUGGCAGACGACAUGCCUUUAUGGUCAGUUUGUCCAGUACAUUGUGGAAAUGAACAUUUUCGUGUUUUAUAUCACGUUCAAAAUUUCCAGAAGAUGAUGGAAUUCUACAGAUGUGUAACCGAUAUGGAAAUAGAAAGCAGCAAACCAGGAUUCUGUAUAUUUCAGUUGUAUUCACAACCUGGGUUGGACAUUCAGCUUGCCUUAAAACAGUCAAAAAACAUUCGACCCUACCCCGUGCAUAACGCUUGCCUUACGUUCCAGAUAAAACACAUUGAUUCUCUGAGGGCAUUUCUGGACUGUGAAGUUACGGAGAUCAGUGACCGAACUUUCCUGGUACAGGAUCCUGAUGGGAAUUAUGUGAUGCUACAGGAGGAGUUAAGCAGUGGUGUUACAACAGAGUACGAAUCUCUGGAUAUAUUUCAAACGCGAGAUUCGCACUCAGGAUCUAAGUUCGAUUCCAAUGGAUAUUCGAAAAGCCUGCGGAGUUCCUCGGACAGUCAGGAUUCGGGAAGGUGUUCUGAUAGUGAUAUUUGGUCCAGUGAAGUGGAACAGAUCAAAAGCAACAACCAAAACGGUAAAAAAAAUUCACUUAAUCAAGGUAAUAGGUACUCCGCGCCAGGACAGUGCGGCGGCGACGUCAUAGGAUGUUACCCGGGGUAUGUAGUACCCGACAACUAUCGCCAGUGGGAGAGGCAAAGUCAAUUAACUUUCGACACAGUCCAGAGACAUAAUACUGAGUCGGUGCGAGGAGUGGAGGCCCCAGUUUUCAUAUGAAACUGAACAACCGCAUCUGUCAAUGGCAGAGCCCCCCUGACGGGUACAAAGAUUACUGGUAAAAACAUAGACGUUUCCUUAUAUAUUUGAGCUUUUCAUAGUUGAUGUCUUUUACGGGGAUUUUCUAUGGAGAUGUUUUUGGAUUAUACUUCGAUGUGUCAAGGGUAUUUAUCAAGAUAGGUAAAUUUUCGUUCACAAGGAUAUAUAACACCUCAUUUCCCUCAGCGUUAUGACAAGCUAUCUGUGACAUUUACAUCUUUAUCGAGACCAGUAAAGCAAUCCCUGUUAAAGAUGUAAGGCGAAAUAUGAGCAACUGCCGUUUAUUGUCACUCUUUAUUAUUCUUAAAACUGAUGUUAGCAUUUAAAACCUUAUUUAAAACCUAAAUUAAAAUUCCAUAAAAAUAUCCCCGUAUCAUGUUUACAUAGAGGAUAUUUUCACACAAACUGAAAUGGGUACGGGAACUAAAGUCGACUUUCUCGCUACAGGAUAUGUCUGUUGAUAUGAAUAUCACACUGUGUCCUUGUCAUCUCUCAUUCUUCCUACUGAACAGAAUAAACAAUGACUAGACUCCAGAUUGUUUUCCGUCCCAAUAUGGGGUCUAGGCCGAGGACAUGUUUGUCUGUGUGUUAUGCUCCCUGUAGAGUGCGUGAAAAGUACAAAGAUUUGUUUGGAACUCCUCCCUAAUCAUAGAGUAGCGAGAGUGAGAAUGAUGGCUGCUUGGGAAAGGCUUAAAUUGAAUAGUGUGCAAUAUAUCAAAACCAAUUGUAAAUGUAUACCUUAGCUGAUAGCUAAAAGGAAGCAGAAAGGGUAUACAAAGACGUGUGUAUCAACUGCUGCGGUUUGUUAGGCACAUGAGAACCGACAUUUUGCACUUGUGUACAUUUAGAUUAUUCUAUUGAUAAUCUGUAUGAUAAGUACAUCGUCCUCUCAGGCGUUCAUCCAGUGAGACGUGUAAAUAGGUUCAAAACACUUUCCCGUUUAAAACAGACUUCACUGACGCACUACCGUUAAUUGGGAAAUAAUAAUCCCGGGUACAGUGUGUGUUUAAUGCUAACCUGCGAUCGCGGUGCAUGGUAGCGCUGAGUAUCGCCUUAACCAAGUAGAAAGCCGACUGUAUACCAUGUCCAUUCAUUGCUACACACGCUCUUUAUAAAAUAAGAAAAAGUGUUUACUAAUACACCCUAUUUAUUGAUUAGAGUACAGAUAAAUACUAAUGGAUUUGCAGGCAUUACUUGGUAAGGGUUUUUAACGUGUUUUGAGCCAAAAAAAUCGGUCUCAACUACUCUACGCCGGGGAAAAAAUGAAUAACAAAUACCGCACACAAAAUCAACUAUUUUUAUGAAGAGAAUAAUUUAGAUUGAAAAUUGACCUGUGGUAACCCAACAUUCCUGGUAAAUAAAGUGAUAUAUGGUACACAGGUAAUGCAGUAGUGGGUUGAACAUACACGUAGGUUAGAACCCCACCGGCAUAUUUGCUGUACUGAAAUAUACCAGAUAGUCAUAAAGUGUGUAACACGUGAAUGUUCUACAGGGUUGUUGUGAGAGUCGAUAAUGUUUACUAGUCAUCUCCCCAAUAAACAUAUCUUUAGCCAUCAUACAACCGGGACAUCAUUACAAGAUAUAAGUCGGCAGCUAUUACGUCAUUAUAACUACAAAUAUUUAUCUUUAAUUGUCUGGAAUGCUGUACCGUGUAACUAUUAUUAAUUGAUAUAACACAAAACUUACCUUCAUUACCAUGUUGUUAAGGAUUGUUAUUGUUCCAGAUACAUUUUUAUUUCAGAAUAGUAUCUGCAAUUCUGUGAAACAAUGUAGGGGCCAUGGCUUUGAUGUGUCGCUAUACUUAUUUACUGAUGAGAUUAGUAUUAAUGUAGAAAUUAUAACAUGUGUAUUGUUUUAAUGUGCCAAACCUAGUUAAGGAAUUUGAUA